UGGCGGACGGCGUGUGGAAGCUAGCUCAGCUCUCACGUCUCCAUGAACCUGUUAGCUGUUUGUUUUGUGACCGGAAUUUCCCUCGGGAUGUUAUUGCGUUUCGAGUGUUUUAUAGUGUCGCGUCUUUUUUCAAGAGCCAUUUUGUGUUUUCGUGCUGUUUUGUGAGGUGAAAAGACGCAAAGACAUUGCCUAGCAUGUUCCACAUUCUAGGAGCUUGUGUGACGUUGACGGUGUAAGGCGAGGAAUUCCUGGAAGUGUGCGGUUCUCACCAACCUAUGUGCAAAGCCUAGUGAACUGGAUUAACUAGUUGUGCAUACCUAGAAAAACUCACCACGUCGCGCAUCUCAUGGUGCAUUGACAGCCAGUUGUUUUCCGACUUUCGUGACGCUGCGUUUUCCGCGGCGCUUCGUCCUGCAGCCCGACUUGAGAGAUGAGCGGGUGUUAGCCAUGACGCCCUCGGCCACGAGACCGCCGGGCCGCCCCCCGGCCGGCCGGAGCCACGGCAGCCACGGCAGCCACGGGAGUGCGGCCUGGAGGGCGCGGGCGCCGCUGCUCUCCUCUCUGCGCUCCCUGCCCCAGCUCCCCGUCCACCUGGUGGUGGGGCUGUCCCUGCUGCUCUUCGUGCAGCAGCUCGCCGCCCAAUCCACCUGUGGACCGGGCCUGUCCACACCUGGAGAGACAAUACCAAAGGGAGAUAUCAUCCUCCAGGAAGGAGAAUUGCUGGAAUUGUACUGUGUGCUGAACUUGACACAUUCAUCUACCAAAGGAAGAAAUGCGACCCACCUCAGGUUCUAUCGGCAGAAUAUGUCUGUGAGCCCAGAGUAUCUGCAGGUGAUCAAUGAGACGACACUCAAACUGUCUAUGCGGCCUAAUGUAUCCAGCUACAUGUACUACUGCAAACUGUCACAGUAUAAGACAGCGCAGGAGGAGGUAGUCUGUCUCAAUAAAGUGUCAGUGGGAUAUCCACCUCUGGAUGUCAAGGACUUCAAUUGUGUAUCUCAAAAUUGGCAAAACUUGACCUGCAGCUGGGAGAAGAAACCCAAUCCCGUGAAAACGAGGUAUACAAUUUGGUACCGAUUGCCUGGAAGAGCAGGAGGAAGGACUAAGUAUGCGUGUCCAGACGACUCUGAUUUACAGAGAGAUAUGUGUCAAUGGGCUGAGAAUUCCAACCCUCAAUACAGACUACCAUACGAGUCAUACCUUUUCAUGAUUGAAGGUGUCAAUCACUUAAACAAUGCAACUUAUCUCCACAAAUUCAACCAUUAUGCAAAUGUCAUCCCUGGAAAGCCUGAGAAUUUGAAAGUGAUUAACAAAACAGCAUACAGUGCACACUUGGAAUGGUCUCUUCCGUAUCCUAUGCCAAACUUCCCACCUGGGCUUGUUCAGAGGAUUGAAUAUUUACCUCAGUGGGAGUCGCGGGAGUCAUGGCAUAGGGUUGACACAGGAAAACUUGACACCAAUGACAACCAACUUAACAUUACUUCUCUGAAGUAUGCAAACACACUUUAUGACAUCCGGGUUUAUCUUAAAUCUGCCAAGGCAAAUCCUUAUGAUGACAAGCUGUGGUCUGCUCCUGCUGCUAUAACUGUUAAGACUAAGCCAGAUUUACCUGGUGCACCGCCAAGAACAGACAUUGGUAGCUUUGAAGUGUACAAUCAUGUUGACAGUAGAGAUGUGUUCAUUUACUGGCAAACCAUUCCGGAUUUCCUCCAGAAUGGAGAUGACUUUGGUUACAGAAUUGUUGAUGUUGAAGAAAAUGGUGAUGUGUCCAAAAAGUGGGCAACAGAACUCACUAAGAAACAUGCCAGGCUCUCAAAAGUAGAUCUCAACAAAAGCUUGCACUUCCGCAUUUUUUCUGUUAAUAAACUGGGACAGUCCGUCAACAGCAGUAAAAUUAUCAUACCCGAGCGUCAGCAAGUACCCCCAGGGCCUCUUUCAGUAACCAAAGUCUUCUAUGAGAAUGGUACUUAUGAACUGUCAUGGAAGCCUCCUACGACAGAGCAGAACAUUCACAGCUAUACUAUAUUUUGGUGUGAUAGUAUUUAUGACCACAUGUGCUCUGGAUAUCUCAAUUGGACUCACGUGCCAAGCAACAUCACAAUGAAGAAUAUGACCGUGGAAGAUGACAAGUCGUAUCAGUUUGCUGUGUCUGCUAACACUUACAAUGCCAGCAGUGGUAUGGUCUGGGCCUCUUGUACAAUCCUUUAUAACAAACCUAUCCAGAAGAUGAAAAAUGUUUGGGUUAAGAGAGUUGGGUCCACAUUCAUGGAGUUGGUAUGGAACCUGGAUUGUUUGGACCGUAAUGGACUUGUUACUGGUUUCAAUGUUUACUAUUGCCCAGCUUUGCACAAAGGAACAGAGUGCAAGACUCCCAACCAAAAUGUGACUGUCAUGGAUCCACAGCAAAGCUUCACAAACCUUACAGGAUUAAGACCAUACACAACAUAUUCCAUUGCUAUUGCCGUGAUCAGCAGUGGUGGCGAGAGUUUGCCAAGUGAUCCGCUUCUUAAUGUCACUCUUGAAGCAGCCCCCUCUCCACCUCAGAAUGUUUCUAUUGUCAACAUUACGAAUACAACUGUCACCAUCACAUGGAACGUCCCAGAGGAAAAGAAUGGUGUCAUCACAAAGUAUGAAGUGCACUAUGAUGGCAAGGUCAUCACCAAGAAUAAUGACAACCAGAAAAAGCAGGAGCUUGUUUUGGAGAACCUCACAAGUUACUACAACUACAGUAUAAGCGUGGCUGCCUGCACAUUUGUGUGUUCUGACAUGUCUCCACCACUUCUUGCCGAAACAAAGAUAGGAGAACCUGGUAUUGUGAAUGCUCCCAAUGUUCAAUUCUUGAACCAGUCUCUCCUUUUGGUUACGUGGGAUCACCCUGCUCGUCCUUCUGGCCUUCUGGACUAUUAUGAAGUUAACAUUACUCACCCAGGUGGAGAUAACACUAGCAGUGAGAUUCGAGAGACUCUGAACACUUCAGUGCAGGUACGCAUUGAUGGGUGCAGUGAACGGCUGAAUGAGCCUUAUUCCUUCACCGUACGCGCUGUGAAUGUAGACCCCAACAACCCUCGCAACAAGUACAGGGGGAAAUGGAGUAGUCCUGGUGAAGGAAGCUGUUACACGAAUGAUCUUCCUCAAGUCCUGAAGAUAACCAUUUAUGUACUUAUGAUAUCGGUGUGUAUGGUGAUCAGUUGCAUUCUCAUUUGUUUGGGUCGGCGGCUGUGGUACAAAUGCAAGGAUAUGCGUGAUGUGGAAGUCAAGUUACCCCCUGGCAUUGUCCUUCCCCUGGAACCGGAACGAGAUCAGGAUUUCAAGAUGCAUCCGUGGGGCAAUCACAACCAUGACAGCAAACCACCUCAUGGUCUCUGCCCAGCAGCUGAUGAAGAGCGCCUUCUCCAGCAAAAGGAUGAUCACCACCAUGACCGGAAUUUAAGCGGUGACAGCAGUGGUUGCAGUUCGGGGCAUGAGAGUGUCUCUUCUUCUGCCACGUCUGGCACUCACAUCUCUUCGGACUCUGGAACUGAAGUUGACAGGAACGAGCCGGGCUUUGGCGACCCGUCCUGGGAGGCGGCCUCGGACUCCGGCUCCAUGGGCCACGGCGGCCACGGCGGCCAGCGCCAGGGCCAGGUGGCCAAGUGCCCCAUCUGGGACGAGCCCUACCCGUGCGGCAACUCGGGCGGCAGCAACUCCGGCUCCAGCAAGGGCGCUGCGAGCGUGAGCGUUGCCCACGCCGGCAAGAGCGACGUCCGCAGCACGCCCAACCUGACGGAGCUGGAGCCGGGGUACACUGUGCUGAGCCUCACCAGCUGGCCCUCGUCCGCCAGCAUCCCGGAGCGCGUCGACAAGAAGGUGCCGCAGUCGUGCGGCUACGUGCCGCUGGAGACGGCGCAGGCCCUGCCCAUGCCCACCAUGGUCCCGGUGCCCGCGCCGGCCGGGCUGCCCGAGCAGGCCAAGCAAGCCAAGCAGGCCAUGGGGCAGAGCAACGGCUACGUGGCGCACCCGCCCACGUCGCUGAUGUGGGCGCCGCAGCCCCAGCCGGUCACCCCCACCGCCAAGGGGUACGUCAAGACGGGCACGGGGGCGGCGCCGGCGAGCGUGGCCCCCGCCUCCUCCAAGGAGGCCUUCACGCCCGAGUGCGAGGGCAGCUGGGAGGAGCCCUUCCAGCGGCUGGGGCAGCAGCAGCAGCAGGCCGGCGGCUACGUCAAGGCCGGCGUCCAGGAGUGUGUGGGGAUGAGGCCUAGUCGGACAGAACCUGCCCUGAGCGCGAACGCGGCGAACGCGGCGAACGCGGGGGGCUACGUGGUGACGGGGACGGCGGGCGCGGCCGUGCCGAGGCACAAGCCCCACAAGGCGCCGCCCGCCACGGCCUCGCCGGGCGCGCAGACGGCGCCCACGCCGCAGACGGUGGACAUGCUGAAGCAGGCGCAGGCCGGCGUGGCGCCGCACGAGUACGUGCUGACGGGGGAGCGCGAGGUGGCGAGGAACGCCCCAAACGCCCCGCUCGUGGUGCUGGACCCCGUGCCGCCCAAGGCGUACUGCCGGGUGAGCGACAGAGACAGAGACUCGGUGGCCGUCACUCGGCCGGUGCCCAAGGCCCUGCCCGUGGCCAUGCCCGUGGUGAUGGCGGCGUCCUCGGGGUACGUGCCGCAUAGACAUCUGGAGGCGCAUAGCGCCAAGGCGCCCAGUGUGGUGGAGUAGUUAGUCUGUGAUUCUAGUGCCGCGACCGCCAUGCCGCCGUGGACUAACUUGUUGGCCCAGUCCGUGUCGUUCGACUGGUUUGUGAUCUGUGAUUUCAAGUGAGUGGUGACGUGCCCCUGCUGCCUCCUCCCUCCUCCUCCGCGCUGCCUGUUUUGCUCCUUCUAUUGUUUACCUGCUGUGCACUUUGCGCUCUAAGAAAUUCCUGCAACGCUGAACUGGCUGUACUGUAUCAUCGAGCUCAUACGACUAUUGCUAAAAGGCCAGACCUGCUUUGAAGCUCAUUCCUAGUUCCUGAUAUGCACCACUUACGUGUAUAAAAUGUUAUUGAUGUAAGUAAAUGUUUCUGUUGAUACUGUAUGUCUUUAUGUAACACAAUUGUAUAAAUUUAAUGUAACCGUUACUAAUUGUGAUGUUAUAGUGCCACAUGUUCUGAGGAUUGAAAUGAGCAGUAUCAGUGAGGAUCAGUUCAUAUCCACGAACCGGUUUUUAUUUAUACCAGUGAUAAGUGUACAUUUUUAAUUUAUAAUUUAACGGAUCUGUACCUGAAACUUUUACAGAUAAUUUUUAGUUUAAGGAACUAUUGGUACUCCCAGACGAUUUUAGAUGUUAUUUGUUUGUUUUGUACACAGCUAUUGUAUGUGAGGUUGUUUUGCAAUUUUGUACAUUUAUUUUUUUGACUGCAAAAGUAUGUGCCAUUUUCUGUUGCUAUUGUUCAUGCAAGUAAGUCCAUUAGUUCCUUCCAGUCAUUUUGUUUUCUUUUGUGAAGAAAUGAAUCUCAUCUUUGCAUGUGUGAAAAUUUAUGGCCAAUUAGGGUGUUGUGUAGCUUCUUUCCUCUUUGGCAUUACUGCUGAAGCAAUUUCAAGCAUGGUGCUACUUGACUUAGAGAUACAACAUUCUAUCAAGGUUUUCAGAUUAGAAAAAUGAAAACUUUCAAAUUAUGCAUAGUUCUGUCUUAUAAACCCAUAUGAGUGUUGCUUGUUUUAAUCAACUGUAUUGUGCUUUACAGUGUUGUGCUUAUUAAGUGUUGUCCCCAGUUUUCAAUGUAAAUUUACUUUUUACAGUUUUAUGAGCUGAUUCUGUUAGGGGUCAGUCUGUUUAAUUUCACAUUCAAAUGUACCAUGCACCACCCUGUACAUUGAAUAUUUACAUGGGUCUUUGAUUAGGUCUUAGGAUUACAUCAGUCAAAUUUAGGUGUGCAUUUUCUUUGACUUCUAAAUGUUAAAUGUUCUCUAUCUUUUAUAUAAACAAAUUUAUUCCAAAAGACAAAUCUAUGACUAUACCAGUCUUUUAUGAGGUGGCGUUUUGUGGAUAAAGUUUAAAAAAUAUAUUUACCAAACUGUAUUUUAUGUCAAUUUGGAAUUCUCCUCUCUUGUGUAUUGGACCACUAUUGUUUGCUCAUAUGUAGAUUGCUCGUAAAUUUUCUUCAUAUAUUCAGACCUCUUUAAGUGUAUUGUGUGUUAAAUGUUGUGAUUGGUCAGUGUGUGAUUCUAGAAUGGGAUCCAAAAGUUUUUAUGGGUAUUAUAGGGUAAUUCUCAAAUUUUCAUUGUGAUCUCUCUGAGCUAUUUUUUCUGUUCUUUAAAUGUAUAUUUUUAAAUAAAUAUUCCAAAUUUAACUUGUAAUGGGGUUUCCAUAUUCUUAAUGGUCAUUGAGACUAAGCCUAAAUUAUGUUUCAUGUCACUUGAUGGUUUUCAAACUCUCUUUACUUAAUUAACUUUGAAGUCACAUUCUUUAUAAAUGUUUACCUCUUUGCACCGUCCUUCACUUUCUAGACCAUUUGCUAGCCCUCUUUGACAUUAAUAAGGGUUCAGCAGUAUUACUGGCUAUGUCUCUUUUCAAAGAUUUAAGAGCAUUUGUUUUGACCCAGUGAUCAGAAUUAUGGAUGUAUGCAAUUUUGUCUUGAAGACAAAGUGUAACUUUUAGAGUUGGAUUCUUAAAUUUAUCACAAUAGUUGUCCAAUACCUCUGUUUCAUGUAAUUCUAUGUGCUGUUUAUGUUAAAUGUAAACUAGGCAUGAUAUAUCAAUAUGUGGUCUUAGCACAUUCAAAUUGGUAGGGUUCUUUAAUGUUCCAUUAAUUUUACUUUGUCUCAACAUUCAUCUUAAAAGAUAUCUCUUUCAUCUGGAUAACUUUUGUUUUGUGAAUUGUGUACUUGCACUAUGACACAGUGCCCAUGAUUACUCAUGCUGAAAAUAGAUUCAAUUAUAUGCAAAGUCUUGCUCUUGUUGGGGUUUGUUUGGGCACCCCAAGUCUUAAAGUUUUGAAUGAAGAUAUUAAAUUUUUAUGGUAUUUAUGUGAUAUGUGACAUUGUUCUGGAUUUACUUACAAUGAAGGAAGGAGUCCUAUUGUGAACGUACUGCAAACAUAAAUGUUUAUAAAUAGGCAAUUUAUUUUCUGUUCCUGUUGAAUUGCAGAUAAUGUAUCUAAUUGUCAGGCUACUUCCACAAAUAGUCCUGUUUUGUUAUAUCUUGUGAGUUGUUUUUGUUUUUAAUAUGUUUGUAUUUCACGUUCAUUAAUUUUUUUCAUUUAAUGUGUUGUGGAGAAUUGUGUUACAAGUCAAGCUGUGCCGUUUUAUCGUGACCAAAUGCUGUGAUGUCACAGUGUUUGUGUGGAUUAAAUAUUUUCAUUGGGACAGGCACCCAGUCCUGGGCCUCUAUCCUAAUGACAAACAUUUAAGUAGACCAGCUGAUAUUAAUUUGCCGACUGAUUAAUGUAAAACUCUACAGGUGUCCUAUGUGUGUUUCUUGGUUCGGCCAAAAUAUGUUAUAGUUAAUUGAAAUGAUAAAUGUUUAAAGUUGUGGAAGGAGCCAGGACCAAUGAUAUGCAUGUGUAAAAUAACUCAUGUACAUAAGUGUAUAAAAUUAAAAUAAAUAAAUUCUAUCAA
Thrips palmi is the source of this 7574-nucleotide messenger RNA. RefSeq names its product cytokine receptor (gene dome). Lineage: Eukaryota; Metazoa; Arthropoda; Insecta; Thysanoptera; Thripidae. Gene Ontology annotation, molecular function: protein binding. The transcript has 20 exons. Bases 448 to 4695 code for a protein of 1415 amino acids. The record is from RefSeq and is a predicted model, not a curated record.